This is a messenger RNA of Durotheca rogersii, 1548 nucleotides long. RefSeq lists its product as uncharacterized. The transcript is spliced from 3 exons. NCBI's taxonomy places the organism in Eukaryota, Fungi, Ascomycota, Sordariomycetes, Xylariales, Xylariaceae. The record is from RefSeq and is a predicted model, not a curated record. Gene Ontology annotation, molecular function: single-stranded DNA binding; single-stranded DNA 3'-5' DNA exonuclease activity. Gene Ontology annotation, biological process: resolution of meiotic recombination intermediates. The coding region runs from base 1 to 1548 and encodes 515 amino acids.
AUGGGCGCGCCCUUCCCCUCCAUCCAAUCCUUUUACUCGGGGGAAGUGCCGGCAACCCCUCCUCGUGCCAGCCCGGGCUCUCAUGGUUCUCGUCGGGCAGGGGACGGGUUCACCUCAGCCGAGAUCGAGGAGGCGCUUAACCCUCUCUCGGGCUCCUGGAAGCCGUCGAGAUACUACGAGACCUGUCCCUUGGCCCUUCUCCAGACCGGACCCCACAACUACCAGCUCUCGGGAAGAGUCGUGAACUUUUCGACCGACGUUCGCCAUCGAGGGUUUCACUCCCUUGUCGUAGCGGAUGGGUCUGGUGCCAUCGUAGUGAAGCUCUAUUACACCAACCCGUCGGAAUACCGUCUACUCCUCGGCCAGAGAACCACAGUUUGGGCAACUUAUAUCGUCGAUUCUACCGCGGCCGGAACAGGCUCGAUACCCUUUUGCGCGACGGCUACGAGUAUCUAUCCCGGCUGGCACGGCACAACGCACAUUAUUCUACAUGACGACGGUCCAGGCACCGACGGGGAUCGUAUACUACGAUAUCCCCUAGAGUAUGACGUUGGGGAAUACGAUUAUCUUCCCGACCUUAUGACUUUGAAAACCUUCCUUGCUAGCGGGCAUGAUAUGGGAGUCGCCAAGAUUCUAGUCUGCGUGCGAAGCAUUGGACCACGCAGAACUGUACAAUCCAAAAAACGGCAGGCGACGUUUGAAAUGGUGGAAGUGGGCAUCUUCGACGAAACGGCCACCUGCGUACUGAAACUGUGGGAGGAUAAAGUUACCUCCUCCAAGUCGUGGGUUCCGAACCAGACUAUUCUUCUCCUCUCCAAACCCACCUGUCGAGUAACCGCUGACUACGGCAGCCGAGGUGGUUCAUCAUACGAAAUUGGCAUCGGAUACAACUCAAUAGUCGACGUCGAUCCUCAAUUCCCUGACGCUGACUGGCUUAGGGGGAAGGUAGAAGCCUUGACCAAGAGAGAGAGCGUUUAUACUCCAUUUCCCCCUGAUGUCUGGGACAUCGAACUCGCGAUUCACGGUCCAAGUCGAAUAUUAUUUACAAUCGCCGACGUCGAGGACCAAGUUCGCCAUGCCGAACCUGUAACCGACUUCACCGGGAAGUUGAACGUCAUUAUCCUCGAGGUGAAUCUAAUGGAACACUGGCGCAGGGGCACUACGUGCUGCCUUGAAUGUUGCGGCGUCCCGAUCUAUGCCAACAAGCCUGUUUCCACCUGCAGGAACUGUGGGUCGCAGCGAAAUCUUGCCCUCAAUCCUCGUAUUCUCGGGUCAGUGAUUGAUGAGAGCGGCAUGAUUGCUGCUGGCAAGCUUGUGUGGCACGAUGACGCUUGGACGCAGCUCUUCUUCGGAAACACAACUAGUGAAGCCUCCGUAGAGGAUGGCUUCGAUGCGGAUCUUAUCGAACAGUCUUGGGAGGAUUUAACUGCCCUUGACACCAACUCGUUAAGGGACGUUGAAGAACAACUCCUCUACUCCCGCGUCAUGCUUACCUUCGGUUGGUCUUCUGAGCUGGAAAGGCUUUGCGUUUUGGGGGUUGAAUGGUAA